This is a messenger RNA of Drosophila obscura, 2639 nucleotides long. RefSeq names its product kelch-like protein 9. The transcript has 4 exons. Gene Ontology annotation, molecular function: protein binding. Bases 423 to 2255 code for a protein of 610 amino acids. Lineage: Eukaryota; Metazoa; Arthropoda; Insecta; Diptera; Drosophilidae. The record is from RefSeq and is a predicted model, not a curated record.
UAUAUAUAGUGUGAAAAGAAAAGAGUGGACUGGACCAGAAUAUUGCAAAUCAAUUGAGGCACAAAAAAUAGCUAAGAAAUUGCCAAUUUGGUGUUCAAAGAAACAGCAGAAGAAACGGAGCCAAACUAAACAACAGUUGGACUGUGCAACGGUGCAGCUCUCUCUCUCUCUCUCUCCCUCCCCCCCUUCCAGCGACGCUCCAGGGCCUUUUGCAAUCGACUGCGACGCGCUUCUGCUAUCAAUAACAAACUUUUAAUUAUAGCAAGGCAAGGCAGACUUUCGCGUUCUUAUCGCCGGAACCGGCAGCAGCAGCAUCAGCAGCAGCAGCAGCAGCAGCGGCAGCUGGGUGUCGCACGGGCUUCCCCAACCUUGGGAGUGACGGGAGACCCACAUUGAGUAAGGUUGUUUUCUGUUUCGGGUACAUGUCCAGAAUGUCAUCGGCCCAGACACAAACGAAUGUCGAGGAGGACAGCCUACUGAGCGGGCUGAAUAAGCUGCGUCGCGAAGAGAAGCUCACCGAUGUCACACUGAUUGCCGGUGGAAUAAGCUUCCAGGCCCACCGUGUGGUACUGGCGGCCAGCAGUGAUUACUUUUGCGCCAUGUUCGCCGACAGUGCCAUGAUCGAGACGCGCAAAAAGGAGAUUGCCCUGCAUGGCAUCACAGGGCGAGCCAUGGGCUCCAUUCUGGACUACAUAUACACCUCUCGGCUAGAGCUGAACAUAGACAACAUCGAGGAGACACUGGCCGCCGCCAGCAUUGUCCAGGUGCGGGAUGUGAUUGAUCGCUGCACGUUCUUUCUGCAGCAUCGCAUUGGGCUGGACAAUUGUUUGGCUGUGGCCACCAUGGCGGAGAUCUAUGGCCAGCUGGGGCUAUCGGCGCGCGCCUUUCGCUAUAUGUGCUGCCACUUUAAGGAGUUUUCGGCUGGGCCGGACUUCAAGGAGCUGAGCGUUGAUCAGAUGCGCUUCAUACUGAGCAGCAACUAUCCGAUUGAUGUCAGUGAGCAGGAGCUGGCGCGUCUGGUGUGCGCCUACUGCCUGGACCAGCGGCUGGAUGAUGCGGUUGCCUUUGAUCUGUUUCGCCUCAUCAACUGGCCGCACAUCAACUACAAGCAGCUGCACGUAGUGGAGGCCAUGAACUGUUCGAUUGACGAUCAGGUGCAGCGUCCGCUGCCAGCCAGCUACUUUAAUUACAUACGCGAACUGUAUCUGUCGCGGCUCAUCGAGGGUGAGCGUGCGCUGGAGGAUCUGACGGUGAGGGAUUUGCCCACCAAUUUGCGUGGCAUGGAGCUGAGUCUGCUCAAGAUCGGCGGCUUCGAGUGGAAGGGUCUUACCAAUGAGAUUAUGUGCUUCUCCCCAACCAAAAUGAAGUGGUAUGAACUGACAACCAUACCACACAUCGACCAAUGUGAGUCGGUCUGUCCCCUUAAAGGCAACUUUGGAACUGCCGUGCUCAACAACGAGCUGUUCAUUGUCGGCGGUGCGUAUGAUGUGUGCCUGAAGGAGUACAUCCAUCCGUUUGGCUUCCGCUAUUGCCCACUGCGCAACUCCUGGGCGACGAUAGCGCCCAUACAGCUGGACCGUUGCCGUUUCUCGCUGAAUGCCGUCGGCAACAAGUAUCUGUAUGCGGUCGGUGGCAUUGUGGAGAACGAUGACACCACCGAGGAGGGCAUGCGUCGUGCCUCGAAUGUGGAACGCUACUCGCUCGCCGACAACAAGUGGUCGUAUAUGCCCUGCCUGCAGGAGAAUCGCAGCCAGCAUGCCGGCGUUGUUGUGCGCGAUAAGCUGUAUAUUUCUGGUGGCAUUUAUAUGGCCGUCAUUUUGCCAAGCUUUUGGUGCUUUGACACAAAGGUCGAGACGUGGCUGGAGCUUGAACCAAUGCCCAUCGAAUGCUGUGAUCAUGUCCUGGUGGCCUGCGAUGAUGUCAUCUAUGCGUGCGGUGGCUGGCACGAAAACCAGGCCGAGACCCGUGUCCUGGUGCAGCACAUCUAUGCGUACAGCAUCAAGUCAAAUACGUGGCAGGUGGAGACACGCAUACCAGCACCAAAAUUCUACUCGGGCAUUACGAUGAUGGGUCGCACCAUAUUCUUUGUGGGCGGCCUCGACUCCACGGAGACCAUCGAUCGGGCCAGUUCGGCGACAAUGGCCUACAAUGUGGAUAGAAAGUGUUGGUGGCAUCGCAAGGAUUCGUGGGACACGCCCUCCGAUGUCUGGGAGUCCACAUGCGCCGCCCUCUAUGUACCCAUCUGUGAUUCCUAAAUGUACUCCUAUUUUUCGUUCGUGUUUUCGUUCUACUAUUUUUUUAACACUCUACCACAGAAGACUUUAGCCUACAGACUACACUAGACGCUAUACACGCACUCAAUGGGCGUUCCUCCUCUCAGCUCAGCGCUCUUUGUAUCACGGAAAUUCUUGACACAAUUCUUGACACCUAAACGAAUUUAACGAUUCUCAAAACACAUACAUUAAUUGUAGCGUUAAUAUUUACAAACAAGUUCAUGUACUUAAAACUAGAAUAAUUAUACAAUUAUACAUACGAGAAGCUGCAAUGGGCGGUAACGGCGUCGCGGCUGCCUGUACAGACAAAUAAAUGUGCCAAGCACCGGCUCAAAAUAGUGCAUAUUAAAUAGAAUAUACUUGUAU